This is a messenger RNA of Salvia splendens (bonfire salvia), 679 nucleotides long. Its product is annotated as UDP-galactose/UDP-glucose transporter 5. Gene Ontology annotation, biological process: transmembrane transport; 3'-phosphoadenosine 5'-phosphosulfate transport. Gene Ontology annotation, molecular function: 3'-phosphoadenosine 5'-phosphosulfate transmembrane transporter activity. The transcript is spliced from 7 exons. NCBI's taxonomy places the organism in Eukaryota, Viridiplantae, Streptophyta, Magnoliopsida, Lamiales, Lamiaceae. The record is from RefSeq and is a predicted model, not a curated record. Gene Ontology annotation, cellular component: Golgi membrane; endoplasmic reticulum membrane. The coding region runs from base 1 to 594 and encodes 197 amino acids.
AUGCAACGUGGCAAAAUCAUUCCCAGCUGGAAAGACAUUCUGACAGCAGGUGAUAUUAGUCCAUACAGUAGAGGAAGAGAAAGCACUGUUUGGGGUGUUUCUUUGAUGAUCGGUUAUCUUGGGUGUGAUGGCUUCACUAGCACAUUUCAGGAUAAACUUUUUAAAGGCUAUGAUAUGGACAUACACAACCAGAUAUUUUACACGACCCUCUGUUCUUGCAUGAUAAGUUUCACGGGACUAAUCUUACAAGGGAAUCUUUUCUUGGCUGUAGACUUUGUUUCUCGGCAUAAUGAUUGUUUCAUUGACAUUAUUAUACUUUCCACUGUGAGUCAAUACAUUCGAUGUAUCAUUUCUCACACUAUCCGCAGUUUUGGAGCUCUGACCUUCGCCACCAUAAUGACCACAAGACAGUUGGUCAGCAUUUUACUGUCGUGCGUGUGGUUUUCUCACCCGCUCAGCUCAGAACAAUUGAUUGGAGCAGUUAUAGUGUUUGGUACCAUAUACUCAAAAAGCUAUUUUAGAAGUAAGCCGAAGCCAUUGCCGUCUGAAGAAACAGAGAAUAGAGCUGUUAGUCCAACAACGAGUAACACGUGACAGAAUUCUCCGACUAAUUCUAAAUCUCCGUAGAGAGUCGUCUGGCUGCUAACUGGAAUAUAUAGCUUAGGCUUGGCUUGGAGUU